This is a messenger RNA of Neohortaea acidophila, 877 nucleotides long. RefSeq lists its product as uncharacterized. Lineage: Eukaryota; Fungi; Ascomycota; Dothideomycetes; Mycosphaerellales; Teratosphaeriaceae. The record is from RefSeq and is a predicted model, not a curated record. Gene Ontology annotation, molecular function: oxidoreductase activity. The coding region runs from base 113 to 814 and encodes 233 amino acids. The transcript is spliced from 3 exons.
CUUCAUCUCAUUACUUGGACUUGCCUAACGCCAUUUCGUAGGAUCGGGGAUUGGCCGUCAACUAAGUCUCGCGUAUGCUCGAGCGGGAGUCCAGAACAUCACGUUGGGAGACAUGAACGCUGCUGGACUCGCGGAGACUGCGAAGUUGAUCAAGGCACAAUCUCCGCACGUUGGCACAUUGGAAGUGGUUGUGAAUGUGACCGAAGAACAGUCGGUGAACCAGAUGGUUGACCAGGCGGUUGCCGCCUUCGGAACGUUGGACUGUGCUGCCAACGCAGCAGGCGUCAUUGUCAAUCACCGAGCAAAGACGGCGGACUAUCCCAUUGACGAAUACGACAGAGUCAUGGCCAUCAACGGCCGCGGCGUGGCUCUCUGCAUGUCCGCCGAGGCCAGAGUGAUGCUCAAACAACCGCGGAAACUCACCAGUACCGCGUGGCAGGACGAGCGACGGGCGCAGGUUGGCAGCAUUGUCAACUUCUCCAGUGUGUGCGGGUUUGUGUGUAUGCCCGAUGUCAUGCCCUACAAUGCCGCAAAGCACGCCGUCAUGGGCAUGACACGGAGUGCAGCAAUCGAACAUGGACCCCAAGGGCUGCGCGUGAACGCCGUCUGCCCGGGGAUUGUGGACACCCCAUUCAUUGAAAGUCUCAAAAAGAAGGUGGGAGGUGAAUCUUCCCCGGUCUUUGCGAAUCCGCUCGGGCGCCUGUGUUACCCCGAUGAGAUUGCCGAUGCUUGUGUGUACUUGAGCAGUACCAUGUCGAGCUAUGUCAAUGGCCUGGCUUUGGUAUCUGAUGGUGGGAAGACGUGUCAGUAUUGAGCGCGGUUUCGUUUCGGAACCCAAGUAGGAAGUAGACAAAGGUACAUGCGGAACGGAAGCAAC